CAUCCUUCCCCACUUUCUCUCUCUCUCCCUCUCUGUUUCUCCGACCACCUCUCUGUUUCUCCGACCAAUUUUGAGUUAAAAAGACAAGAUCAAAUUGACUUUCUGGCAAGAAAAAAGAGAGAAUGGAUUACAACCCAAAUCUUCCGUUAAGCAGCGGAGGUGGGAGUAUGCGGCGAAGCAUAAGCCGGAGCGUGAGCAGAGCCAGCAGAAACCUCGAAGACAUCUUCUCCGCCGGCGGUUCGAGACGCACGCAGUCGGUCAACGACGACGAAGAGGCUCUCAAAUGGGCUGCCAUCGAGAAACUGCCCACCUACAGCCGCCUCCGCACCACCCUCAUGACCGCCGUUGUGGAGGACGACGUCUACGGCAAUCAGCUCCUCAGCAAGGAGGUCGACGUCACCAAGCUCGACGGCGAGGACCGCCAGAAGUUCAUCGACAUGGUCUUCAAGGUCGCCGAGCAAGACAACGAGCGGAUCUUGACCAAGCUCAGGAACAGGAUCGACAGGGUCGGUAUCAAGCUCCCAACGGUCGAGGUCAGGUACGAGCACUUGACCAUCAAAGCCGACUGCUACACCGGAAACAGAUCUCUCCCAACGCUUCUCAACGUCGUCAGGAACAUGGCAGAGUCUGCUCUGGGAAUGGUCGGCCUUGAGUUUGCCAAGAAAGCUCAGCUCACCAUCCUCAAAGACAUCUCUGGCAGCGUCAAGCCCUCCAGGAUGACCCUCUUGUUGGGUCCCCCUUCUUCCGGUAAGACCACUCUUCUCCUGGCUCUCGCCGGCAAACUCGACAAAGCCCUCCAGGUCUCUGGUGAUAUCACCUACAACGGUUACCGCCUCGACGAGUUUGUUCCCCGGAAAACCUCUGCCUACAUUAGCCAGAACGAUCUCCACGUCGGCAUCAUGACCGUUAAGGAGACUCUUGAUUUCUCCGCCAGGUGCCAAGGCGUUGGUACCCGUUACGAUCUGUUGAACGAGCUCGCAAGGAGAGAAAAAGACGCUGGGAUAUUCCCUGAAGCCGAUGUUGAUCUCUUCAUGAAAGCCUCCGCUGCUCAAGGUGUUAAGAGCAGUCUCAUCACUGAUUACACUCUCAAAAUUCUUGGGCUUGACAUAUGCAAGGACACCGUAGUUGGAGACGACAUGAUGAGAGGUAUCUCCGGAGGACAGAAGAAACGUGUCACCACCGGUGAGAUGAUUGUGGGGCCUACUAAAACGCUGUUCAUGGACGAGAUAUCCACAGGUCUGGACAGCUCCACCACUUUCCAAAUCGUCAAGUGCCUUCAGCAGAUCGUUCACCUCACAGACGCCACCGUGCUCAUGUCUCUCCUCCAGCCUGCUCCUGAGACCUUUGACUUAUUCGAUGAUAUCAUCUUGCUGUCCGAGGGUCAGAUCGUGUACCAAGGCCCCAGAGACCACAUUCUCGACUUCUUUGAGAGUUUUGGCUUCAAGUGUCCCGAGAGAAAAGGAACCGCUGAUUUUUUGCAAGAGGUCACCUCCAAAAAAGAUCAGGAACAAUACUGGGUGGACCGGAACAGACCUUACCGCUACAUUCCAGUUUCAGAGUUUGCCAGCAGAUUCAAGGGCUUCCACGUCGGAAAGCAGCUUUCCAACGAGCUCUCAGUACCGUACGAAAAGUCUCGCGGCCACAAAGCAGCUCUUGUGUUCGACAAGUACUCAGUCUCUAAGAGGGAGCUUCUCAAGAGCUGCUGGGACAAAGAGUGGCUGCUCAUGCAGCGGAACGCCUUUUUCUACGUCUUCAAGACCGUGCAGAUCAUCAUCAUCGCAGCAAUCACGUCUACCCUCUUCCUCAGAACCGAAAUGAACACGAAUAACGAGGCUGAUGCCAACCUCUACAUCGGAGCAUUGCUGUUUGGAAUGAUCAUCAACAUGUUUAAUGGGUUUGCGGAGAUGGCUAUGAUGGUCUCGAGACUUCCGGUGUUCUACAAACAGAGGGACCUCCUGUUUUAUCCGUCCUGGACGUUCACCCUUCCCACCUUCUUGCUCGGGAUUCCAACCUCGAUCUUCGAAUCCACAGCAUGGAUGGUGGUGACUUAUUAUUCCAUCGGUUUUGCACCUGACGCAGGCCGCUUCUUCAAGCAGUUUCUCUUGGUGUUUUUGAUUCAACAAAUGGCUGCUGCACUCUUUAGGUUGAUUGCUUCUGUGUGCAGAACCAUGAUGAUAGCUAAUACUGGUGGUGCUCUCACUCUGCUUCUCGUCUUCUUGCUCGGGGGCUUCCUUCUUCCACAUGGUGAGAUUCCUGAGUGGUGGAGGUGGGCCUACUGGAUAUCUCCUCUCACCUACGCUUUCAGCGGUUUAACGGUCAAUGAAAUGUUUGCUCCUAGAUGGAUGAACAAAAAGGCUUCUGACAAUAGCACAAAUCUCGGAACCAUGGUGCUUAAUAAUUGGGAUGUCCACAAUAAUAAAAACUGGUACUGGAUUGCAGUUGGAGCCUUGCUUGGUUUCACAGUCCUCUUCAACCUUUUAUUCACUUUUGCACUUACCUAUCUCAACCGUAAGUUCUUGUGGAUAUUUAUGUUUGCAUCUACCAAGCGAAAAACAAAUAGACUAAUUAAUAUGUACCUUGUAACUACAGCUCUUGGGAAGAAGUCUGGUUUACUUCCAGAAGAAGAAAAUGAAGACUCGGAUCAGAGGAAAGAUCCAAUGCGUAGAUCUCUGUCUACUGCAGAUGGGAACAAAAGAGAAGUCGCAAUGGGGAGAAUGGGUAGGAAUGCAGACUCUGCGGCUGAAGCAUCCAGCGGUGGAGGCAAUAAGAGAGGAAUGGUUCUUCCUUUCACUCCUCUGGCUAUGUCCUUUGACGAAGUCAGAUACUUUGUUGACAUGCCUGCGGAAAUGAGGGAACAAGGAGUUACAGAAAACAGGCUGCAACUGCUUAAAGGUGUGACAGGUGCUUUUAGGCCAGGAGUGUUGACUGCACUCAUGGGGGUGAGUGGUGCAGGCAAGACAACACUAAUGGACGUUUUGGCCGGAAGGAAAACAGGCGGAUAUAUCGAAGGAGAUGUGAGAAUAUCAGGAUUCCCAAAGGUUCAAGAGACAUUUGCUAGAAUCUCAGGGUACUGUGAGCAGACUGAUAUUCACUCCCCGCAAGUCACAGUGAGAGAAUCCCUGAUUUUCUCGGCUUUCCUUCGGCUUCCAAAAGAAGUCGGCAAAGAGGAGAAGAUGAUGUUUGUGGACCAAGUGAUGGAAUUGGUAGAGCUGGACAGUCUGAGAGACUCCAUCGUGGGUUUACCAGGAGUAACGGGGCUCUCAACGGAGCAGAGAAAGAGGCUGACAAUCGCGGUGGAGCUUGUAGCCAACCCUUCAAUCAUCUUCAUGGACGAGCCGACUUCAGGGCUGGAUGCGAGAGCAGCAGCUAUCGUGAUGAGGGCAGUUAGGAACACGGUGGACACAGGAAGAACCGUGGUGUGCACCAUCCACCAGCCGAGCAUUGAUAUCUUUGAAGCGUUUGAUGAGUUGAUGUUGAUGAAGAGAGGAGGACAAGUGAUCUACGCGGGUCCAUUGGGUCGAAACUCUCACAAGGUGGUGGAGUACUUCGAAGCCUUCCCAGGAGUGCCCAAGAUUCCAGAAAAGUAUAACCCGGCCACUUGGAUGCUUGAAGCAAGCUCACUAGCCGCAGAGUUAAAGCUUGGAGUUGACUUUGCAGAGUUGUACAAGUCAUCCGCCUUACACCAGCGGAACAAAGCGUUGGUGAAAGAACUGAGUGUACCACCGGCAGGUGCGUCUGAUCUCUACUUUGCAACACAGUUCUCGCAGAACACAUGGGGACAGUUCAAAUCAUGCCUAUGGAAGCAGUGGUGGACGUAUUGGAGAUCCCCAGACUACAACCUAGUCCGGUUCAUCUUCACACUGGCAACAUCUCUCCUCAUUGGUACCAUAUUCUGGCAAAUCGGAGGAAACAGAUCCAACGCAGGGGACCUGACGAUGGUGAUAGGAGCACUGUAUGCGGCAGUUAUCUUUGUUGGGAUAAACAAUUGCUCGACGGUACAGCCGAUGGUGGCAGUGGAGAGGACUGUGUUCUACAGGGAAAGGGCUGCAGGAAUGUACUCAGCCAUGCCAUACGCCAUCUCCCAGGUCACCUGUGAGCUGCCUUAUGUCCUGGUGCAGACCACUUACUACUCACUCAUCGUUUAUGCCAUGGUUGGGUUCGAGUGGAAAGCCGCCAAGUUCUUCUGGUUCCUCUUUGUCAGCUACUUCUCUUUCCUCUACUGGACCUACUACGGCAUGAUGACCGUCUCCCUCACACCGAACCAGCAAGUCGCUUCUAUCUUCGCCUCUGCUUUUUACGGCAUUUUCAACCUCUUCUCGGGCUUCUUCAUCCCAAGACCCAAAAUCCCCAAGUGGUGGAUCUGGUACUACUGGAUCUGCCCCGUCGCAUGGACCGUCUAUGGUUUGAUCGUCUCACAGUACGGAGACGUCGAGACACCUAUCACCGUCCUCGGAGGUCCUCCAGGCCUCACCGUCAAGCAAUACAUUGACGACACUUAUGGCUUCCAGUCUGACUUUAUGGGACCUGUCGCUGCAGUCCUUGUCGGCUUCACCGUCUUCUUCGCCUUCAUCUUCGCCUUCUGCAUCAGAACUCUCAACUUCCAGACCAGAUAAACCUAUGUGAUGAUAUACAAUAUGUGCAUAACACAUGCUGCUCUCUGUUCUUCUACCAUGUAUUCUAGAGCCAAAUAUGAUUUUUAAUUUUUUUUUUAAUUAUUAAUUAUUAUAGUCGUGUAGAUGAUGACGAAACAGAUGUAAUAUAACUCCCACCUUUUUUUUUGUUUGUUGA
Eutrema salsugineum is the source of this 4788-nucleotide messenger RNA. RefSeq names its product ABC transporter G family member 36. The coding region runs from base 123 to 4613 and encodes 1496 amino acids. Gene Ontology annotation, cellular component: membrane. Gene Ontology annotation, molecular function: ABC-type transporter activity; ATP binding; ATP hydrolysis activity. The record is from RefSeq and is a predicted model, not a curated record. NCBI's taxonomy places the organism in Eukaryota, Viridiplantae, Streptophyta, Magnoliopsida, Brassicales, Brassicaceae. The transcript has 8 exons.